AUUUGGCGGUGUUUUAUUAUCAGUGUAAAAAAAAGAAAGAACCCUAUCAUCAACAACCACUAAAAAAAACCAUGGAUGAAGAGGGUAUCGGGUUAGUACUUGCUCGAGCUUCGGAGCUCCGAUCCAAAAUCUCUAAUUCCAUCCACAAUUUUCAAGACCCAACAACAGAAACCACACAACAAGAAGUUGCUGAUGAUGAAGAUGAAGAUGAAUCCGAAAGCCUUUUGAACAUUCGAGAUUCCCUCGAAGCUCUCGAAGCUCAACUUUCUUCUUUGCAGGCAUUACAACAACAACAAUGGUAUGAAAAAGAAGCAUCUCUUGCUGAGAUCGAUUAUAGUCGCAAAAAGUUGCUAGAAAAGCUAAAAGCAUACAAAGGUGAGGAGUUGGAGGUCAUACACGAAGCUACUGCUUUUGCCAGCUCAACAGUAGAUAUGGAAAACAACGAUCUUCUUCUCCCCCCUUACCCAACCCGUCCAACUACAUCUUUAGCCUCCGAGAAUGGUUAUCUGUCACAUUUCUCUGUAACAAACAAAAUCCCUCACAAUGACCCUCCAACUAGUGAUCCAGAGGGUAGCGUCCAAUCAACUUCCGAAAGCUCAUUGAAAGGUUUGAAACAAAUUAUUGGGGCAGCUGUAAAGACGGCAUUUACCUUUGUUGGUUUUGUAGCUGUUAUGCAUUUGUCUGGUUUUGAACCAAGGCUCAAUAGAAGAUGGAAUGAAUCCAAAGUUUUGGGUAUGGGUCAAGAACAGGGGAAUGAAGAAAUCAAGGAAACAAUGGCCAAGUGUCCACCUGGGAAGGUUCUGGUUGUUGAAAAUGGCAUAACACGCUGCCUUGUGAAAGAAAGAGUGGAAAUCCCAUUCAAAUCCGAUGUUACAUUACCUGAUGUAAGUUAUGGGUGGGGGUAAACAAGUCUUUUUUUUUUAUCUAAUCAUUUGUAUAUCCGGUUUCAUGUGGAAACACUGCUAGUAAAUUUUUAGGAACUUCAUCAAGGACAUUGAUUUGAUGAUCAGUUAUAAUAUGAGUUUUAUGGUUCAGUUUGCUCACUGAA
Messenger RNA from Erigeron canadensis, 1048 nucleotides. RefSeq names its product plastid division protein PDV2. Gene Ontology annotation, biological process: chloroplast fission. Bases 72 to 905 code for a protein of 277 amino acids. Lineage: Eukaryota; Viridiplantae; Streptophyta; Magnoliopsida; Asterales; Asteraceae. The transcript is spliced from 2 exons. The record is from RefSeq and is a predicted model, not a curated record.